Fusarium mangiferae is the source of this 1677-nucleotide messenger RNA. RefSeq names its product putative general amino acid permease. Gene Ontology annotation, molecular function: amino acid transmembrane transporter activity. Bases 1 to 1677 code for a protein of 558 amino acids. The record is from RefSeq and is a predicted model, not a curated record. Gene Ontology annotation, cellular component: membrane. The transcript has 4 exons. Lineage: Eukaryota; Fungi; Ascomycota; Sordariomycetes; Hypocreales; Nectriaceae. Gene Ontology annotation, biological process: amino acid transmembrane transport.
AUGGGUUAUCAAGAAGACCCCGAGUCAAAAGCCGUCGAGGCUCCCAACGUUUCAGACACUUCACCUGGUGUCUUGAUCGAUCACAACUCCGUCGACAGAGAAUAUGGCCGAACCGUACGAGGUCUCUCCCCUCGACAUGUUCAGCUAAUGGCCAUCGGUGGCUCCAUCGGUACCGGUCUCUUCGUUGGUAUCGGUGGUGUCCUCUCCAAGGCUGGUCCUCUCUCUGUCGUUCUCGGUUACUUGAUCUGGGGUGUCUUCUUCGUCUGGCCUUGCAACUUGUGUGUUGCCGAGAUGUGCUCUUACCUCCCUAUCCGUGGUUCCAUCUUUGAGCUUGCUGCCCGUUUCGUCGACCCUGCACUUGGAUUUGCUAUGGGAUGGACAUAUUUCUACGCCGGUCUUAUGCUUGUUUGUGUCGAAUACAGUGCUGUAGCGACACUGAUGCAAUAUUGGGUUCCUGAUAUCAAUCCUGCAGCUUGGGUUGCGAUGGCAAUGGUCAUUUGCGUUCUGCUCAACGUUGUUGCUGUCAAGUACUAUGGUGAGGCUGAAUUCAUCAUGGCUUCUCUCAAGGUUAUCCUCCUCUUCGGUCUCCUCUUCAUCACUCUCAUCACCAUGUGCGGUGGCAACCCCAAGGGCGACGCAUACGGAUUCCGAUACUGGAAGGGCGGCAAGGCUAUGCAACCCUACCACGCCGAGGGAGAUCUUGGUAAAUUCUGCGGCUGGUGGAAGGUUGUCCUCUAUGCUGGUUUCACCAUUGCUGGUCCCGAUAUGAUCUCUCUAUCCUCCGGUGAGAUCGCCAACCCUCGACGAACUAUUCCCCGAGUCGCCAAGCUUAUCUUCUACCGACUUGUUGGUUUCUACGUCUUUGGUGUAUUGGCUGUUGGUAUCAUCUGCUCUUCUGAUGACAAGCGUCUGCUCGGUGCUAUUGAGAACAGCGCCGCUGGUGCUGCCGCUUCUCCCUGGGUCAUUGGCAUUGAGAAUCUUGGUAUCCACGGCCUCCCCAGCUUGAUCAACUUCCUCAUCCUCACUUCCGGUCUCUCUUGCGGAAACGCCUACCUCUACUCCUCUUCUCGAACCCUCUACGGUCUUGCUCGCGAUGGCCAGGCCCCUGCUUUCCUCAUGAAGUGUAACAAGGCUGGUGUCCCAAUGUACUGUGUCCUCACCGUCAGCGUCAUCAGCUGCAUCACCUUCCUCGUCGCUGGCGAAUCCUCUGUUACCGUUUUCUUCUGGUUCGUCGACCUCACCACCACCGGUCUCAUCGCCACCUACACCAUGAUGAUCGUUGUCUUCAUCGGUUGGUUCCGCGCUCGCAAUGCUCAGGGUAUGGACAAGUCUGUCCUGCACUACAUCGCUCCUUUCAACCCUUGGGCUGCCUACGUCGGUCUCUUCCUCGGUGUCACUGCCCUAAUCUUCAUCGGUUUCGACAAGUUCGAGCCUUGGAGCACUCAGGGUUUCGUCACCAGCUACUUCUGUCACGCUUAUGCUGCUGUUCUGUUCAUUGUUUGGAAGGUCCUCAAAAAGACUAAGUUUGUCAACCCUGAGACAGCCGAUCUUGUCAGUGGCAAGAAGGAGGUUGACGAGGAGUGCAAGCACUGGGAGGAGGGCGGUAUUGAAGAGAACUAUAAGCGUGAACUUGCUGCUAUGCCUUUCUGGAAGAGGUGCUGGGAGCGUAUGUGGUAA